CGUCAAAUUUAAAGGGAAAAAAAGUUCUAAAAUUACAGAGUACACGCCGAUGCUCUCUACCAUUAGGGUUCUUCAAUAUUUCAUACAUACUAUCCAGUAGCACAAAGAUGACUUUAUCAGAGGAGGAGCUCUCAAGACUUUUCAGAGUUCGUAAGACACUGAUGGAAAUGUUGUCUGAUAGGGGCUACCUUGUUGGAGAUUUUGAGAUAAAUAUGUCAAAAUAUGAGUUCCUUCAGAAGUAUGGUGAGAACAUGAAGAGAGAAGACCUUGUACUUCAGAAAGCCAAACGUAACAACAGUUCUGAUCAAAUAUAUGUGUUCUUUCCGGAGGAGCCAAAGGUUGGUGUUAAGACCAUGAAAACUUAUACAGAGCGCAUGAAAAAAGAAGAUGUCUUCCAAGCAAUCCUGAUUGUACAACAAAAUUUGACUCCCUUCGCUCGUACCUGCAUAAGUGAAAUAUCUAUAAAGUUCCACUUGGAGGUUUUCCAGGAGGCAGAGAUGUUGGUAAACAUAAAAAACCAUGUUCUAAUUCCUAAGCACCAAACACUUACUCCUGAAGAAAAGAAGACCUUGUUGGAAAGAUAUACUGUGAAAGAAACUCAGCUUCCUCGGAUUCAGAUCACCGACCCAAUUGCUAGAUAUUACGGGCUAAAACGUGGCCAAGUCGUGAAAAUUAUUAGACCAAGUGAGACUGCAGGGCGUUAUGUUACUUACCGAUAUGUGGUCUGAACUAGUUUUUGAUGUUUUCACCGGUUGAAAGGUAAACAGUGGAUAGAAGAGACAAGUAGUGUAGUUGUUGUUAGUUUUUUUCUUCUGCUUUUCCCCCUUAAGAAGAGGGGUUGAGAAUCUCAAGUUUUCUCUACCCGUCUAACCAUGUAAAAACAGGGACGCUUUACGUUCUUGAAUCGAUAACCAUCUUUUGUUAGCUUAGCCUUUCCUGUUUCUUUCC
This is a messenger RNA of Solanum tuberosum (potato), 948 nucleotides long. RefSeq names its product DNA-directed RNA polymerases II and IV subunit 5A-like. NCBI's taxonomy places the organism in Eukaryota, Viridiplantae, Streptophyta, Magnoliopsida, Solanales, Solanaceae. Gene Ontology annotation, cellular component: RNA polymerase II, core complex; RNA polymerase III complex; RNA polymerase I complex. Bases 108 to 728 code for a protein of 206 amino acids. The record is from RefSeq and is a predicted model, not a curated record. The transcript is spliced from 5 exons. Gene Ontology annotation, biological process: tRNA transcription by RNA polymerase III; transcription by RNA polymerase II; transcription elongation by RNA polymerase I. Gene Ontology annotation, molecular function: DNA binding.